Messenger RNA from Lactuca saligna, 555 nucleotides. The record is from the annotation of a GenBank genome assembly. NCBI's taxonomy places the organism in Eukaryota, Viridiplantae, Streptophyta, Magnoliopsida, Asterales, Asteraceae.
AUGGCCCCCACUCAAUCUACUUCAGGCGACCUUCCAAUUGAUCCACCUCCUUCUAGAACAACUACAAUUGUCAACACAUUUGAAAAGGAACCUGAAGGCAACAGAGUCCGUAUCACAAUCAAACAGGGAAAGAGGACUGUUACAGCUAACAAAAGCGAAGGGUUACUCUUCAUGAAAAAUUCAAACGAGAAUCGCAAAGCCAAAGACCCUGUGCUAACAGUGACUGAUCUCAAAAAGAGAAAAUUUGGUGAUGAGUAUGGAGAUCGCUCUGGGAUGAGAAUGUGGGGUUAUGAACCUGAGUCUAAACUAUGGGCGGUUAAGAGGAAUUCUGGUCACUCAGAACACUACAAAAACAUCCAUGAUUUUCACUCAAGGACAAAGGUCGACCUCUCUGAACUCUCUAGAGCCCCAUUCCACAAUCCCUCUAAUAAUCAAAGCGCUACAAAUUUCCAUCAGUUCCUGAUCAGACAGGUUAGGGAUAAUUUCCCAUCAAUGAAGACAACAAAAGCCAUGAUUGUAAAGGAUAAAGAUAUUUUUGAUCCUGAGACUAAUUGA